This is a messenger RNA of Musa acuminata AAA Group (dessert banana), 792 nucleotides long. RefSeq names its product probable calcium-binding protein CML7. Gene Ontology annotation, cellular component: myosin II complex. Gene Ontology annotation, molecular function: calcium ion binding. NCBI's taxonomy places the organism in Eukaryota, Viridiplantae, Streptophyta, Magnoliopsida, Zingiberales, Musaceae. The coding region runs from base 117 to 563 and encodes 148 amino acids. The transcript is spliced from 2 exons. The record is from RefSeq and is a predicted model, not a curated record.
GCUCUCCUUAAUCUCCGGCCCAUUUGCGUAAGAAACUCCUUUCUCGCCUCGUGCUCGCUAGAAAGCGAUCGAGAUCGGAGGAGAAGAGAGGAGAAAGGAGAGAGGAGGGGAGAGCGAUGGGGAAGGAGGAGCUGACCGAGGAGCAGGUGGCGUCGAUGCGGGAGGCGUUCACCCUGUUUGACACGGACGGGGACGGGCGGAUCGCGUCGUCGGAACUGGGGAUCCUGAUGCGAUCUCUGGGCGGCAACCCCACGCAGGCCCAGUUGAAGGAGAUCGCCGCCUCGGAGGGCCUCACCGCCCCCUUCGACUUCCCCCGCUUCCUCGACCUCAUGCGCAAGCACCUCCGCCCCGAGCCCUUCGAUCGCCAGCUUCGUGACGCCUUCCGCGUCCUCGACAAGGACGGCACCGGCACCGUCGCCGUCGCCGACCUCCGCCACGUCCUCACCAGCAUCGGCGAGAAGCUCGAGCCCAACGAGUUUGACGAGUGGAUCCGCGAGGUCGAGGUCGCCCCUGACGGCACCAUCCGCUACGAGGACUUCAUCCUUCGCAUGGUCGCCAAGUGAUCCGUCCGAUCUCAUCCCCUCUUACGAUUCUUGGCCUAGAGUUUCUUUUCCAAGCACAAAACUGUUUGACGAAUUGUGGUAUGGAUGAUGAGUCGGAUGUAGUAAGUGGUUGAUAUUUUCUCUAGCAGUAUGUCAAACUUGGUUGUUUUGAUGAUUGUUUGAUUAACAUUUUGGUUUCUUAGCUGGCUGGCUCUUUUGAUGAUAUAAUGUCUAUAACAAUUAUGUUUAA